Sphaerulina musiva SO2202 is the source of this 743-nucleotide messenger RNA. RefSeq lists its product as uncharacterized. The transcript is spliced from 2 exons. Lineage: Eukaryota; Fungi; Ascomycota; Dothideomycetes; Mycosphaerellales; Mycosphaerellaceae. The record is from RefSeq and is a predicted model, not a curated record. The coding region runs from base 1 to 312 and encodes 103 amino acids.
AUGAGUCUGCUGCCCCAGUCUGUCCACGCCAAAUUGGGACUGUUUCAGGCACAACGUGACCUCGUUCACUCGUCGCCUUGCCGAAUGCACUCUGAACCGAUAUUGGCCGAAAUGCUCCAGAAGGCAAAUGACUCCGCAGUCUACUCCGACGCACCAGAGAACACGGUCGCUCGAGCACAAGGCAACUCACCUCAACUCAAUGUCUUGUAUACCGUUCACAUCGUCCUUCCGGGUUAUGAGGAUCCCAACCGUCCGGGUUUGUGGAAUGCGCCCUGGAAAACUACUGCACCAAGAAUAGGCACACUGAGUUGAUUGUGAGAGUCCAUAGCAUGGUAAAGACCCCGUAGAGAAUGUAUCGGCCGUAUCUCCUCGAUCCAUGAAGCCGAGCUUCGUCAGGAUUCACGAUUUUGACGCCUCAUGAGCCAGAUCCUUCGAGUGCUACCACUGUAUUGUGGCGGGUCACUCUUCUGCAAACGGCAUCCCGAGAAGAGCAUCUAUUCCCUAGAAACGGCUGAGUGAGAUACGAUCUAUUCCCUAGAAACGGCCGAGUGAGAUACUGAAGACACCAGUCUUGUGUAGACACGCACUGCCGUGGUCUGCAGGAGAGAAUUCAUCGACACAGUGACUGCGCAAUGACUUGGAGCAAUGCGAGAGGAUUCAUCGCGAUCGUGUUUGUGACCUGCAGCACUAGCACCCGACGUUGUAGAGAUGCAUCCGUGCCAUAAGUGGCUGCCAGGCAGCAG